UGGUCAUGCAACCUGGCCUGAGUUCUUCCGUUGCCACAGUAACGACGUGCACGACCUCCGUCCACUGGAUAGAUCCACCUGUCCAUUUCUCCAGCACCCGUACUAUAUAAUCCUCGCUUAGCACAAUAGAUUCUGUAGCAAAUUAAGCUGGCUACAAUGGGGAGUAGUGAGCAGGACCUCCAUCCCUCCGCCUUGGCCGGGCCGGAGGAGCCGCCCGGCUUCUUCCUCUGCACGUACUGCAACCGAAAGUUCUACACCUCCCAGGCGCUCGGCGGUCACCAGAAUGCGCACAAGUACGAGCGCACCCUCGCCAAGCGCCGCUGGGAGAUUUCCGCUGCCUUGCGAGCGCACAGGGAGUCCGUGGCCGGUGCCGGCCAGGUCGUCGAUGCUUCUGGAGCUGAGACUGAGCGUAAGAGGUCGAGGCCGCUGGAUGCGCAGCAUGUUGUUCCGGUGCCCGGGAACGUCGAGCGCGCCGUCGAGCUGGACCUGUCCCUCAGGCUAUGAUUGGCUUCUCCUGCACCAAUAGAGGACUUUGAAGAUUUUCAAGAUGAUGAUUUGGUGUUCUAGGAGCAUGUCUUCCGAUUGGUGCAUGUGGAGUUGUGUGGUCACCGAUGCUUUCAUUUUGCUGCUGUCAUUUAGUUGCUAUAUUUUAGCUAAUAAAGUUGAUUAGGUGAAGUCUUUUUGUAAUAGUUAAACUGUUAUAAGUUAAAGUAUUGAUUUUGUUACUUCACAAGUGAUGUCCUUAUGUGUGUUAAACUUCUUGUGUACACAUAAGCCGUAAUUGGUUUUGUCUGUUAAAAUCGGAUGUGACAUAUACCAAAUCCACUUUCUUAAAAAUAUCUAACCUUACAUCUCUUAUAAUCAUUGCCUGAAUGUGAUUUGAUUUCUGUUGAGCUACAACUAAGGUAAAUCAGAGUUCCAUCUUUAAGAAUGAGGGACUGGAAUUGGGUAGAUUUUCAGCUAGCUUCUGGGUUGGUCUUAGACAAUUAAUUAUAGUCGAUUGACAGUUGGAGAAGAAGCUUAGACACAGAGAGAAGAUUGAUAUAGUAGCACAAAUAUGCUGUUGCAUAUACUCGCUGAUAUGCAUAUGCACCUACUGC
Phragmites australis (common reed) is the source of this 1100-nucleotide messenger RNA. RefSeq lists its product as uncharacterized. Bases 157 to 504 code for a protein of 115 amino acids. NCBI's taxonomy places the organism in Eukaryota, Viridiplantae, Streptophyta, Magnoliopsida, Poales, Poaceae. The record is from RefSeq and is a predicted model, not a curated record. Gene Ontology annotation, biological process: negative regulation of abscisic acid-activated signaling pathway. The transcript is spliced from 2 exons.